CAAGGCAAGAGUGCACCACCGUGCAGCCCGGAUAAAAAGUUACAUUUCAAAAUAUGUAUUAACUGCUAAUGGGUAAAGGCAAGGACAAAUUUCCUGAAAGGAUGGUAAAGGCAAAAAAAUCUCACAUCAGUCCAAAAUGGGAUUGUUUGAACUGAGAGUUUGUUCAACAUAAAAAAACAAAACCCUUGAACUUACAGGAAUAGAUAAGGAGUAAACCAAAGUUUGAGACGUGAUUGGACAAUGAAUAAGGUAUUUAUAUGAGGAAGGAAGUUUAGUGACUGAGUCAACACAUGAAGUACUUGAGUUCCAGUGAUGAAACAUGUCUUCUAAGAAACCAGGAAUCAUGAGACAAGUUAUCCUAUUUCAUUUGCUGCUCUUCUUUCCGAUGCAUUCAGGCCAAAAUUACCAAAAUGUGGCUUUGCGUGGCAAAGCAACUCAGUCUCAGCGCUACGAGGGAAGUUGGGAUGUUUUUGGAGCUGCCUCCAAUGCCAUUGAUGGGAACAGAGAUUCCGCCUUUAAUAGUGGAUCUUGCAGCCACACUGCAAUCCAAACCAACCCCUGGUGGAGAGUGGACCUGCUGGAUUCGUAUAUAGUCACCCAGAUUAUUAUCACCAAUAGAGGAGACUGUUGUUCAGAACGCAUCAUCGGGGCAGAGAUUCGCAUCGGAAACUCUUUACAAAGCAACGGUGCUGAAAACCCACUAGCUGCUACAGUCUCUGCAUUUCCGAAUGAGAUCUCUGAAAUAAAUAUUCCUGAUCGCAUGGAAGGACGUUAUGUCACUGUUUUACUACCAGGCUCAGAGAAGAUUCUAACACUCUGCGAAGUGGAGGUCUAUGGGUACCGCGCUCCAACCGGUGAGAACCUUGCCCUUCAAGGCAAAGCCACACAGUCAUCGCUGUUUGAAUUUGGUCUUGCAUAUAACGCCAUUGAUGGGAAUCGCAACAACGACUGGGAUCAGGCCUCUUGCUCACAAACAAAAAACGAAAUGAAUCCCUGGUGGCGACUGGAUAUGGGUAAAACGCGCAAAGUGUUUUCCAUUAAAGUCGUCAACCGGAAUUUGUUUGAAGAACGACUCAACGGAGCCGAGAUCUGGAUUGGAGAUUCUCUUGACAACAAUUGCAACCAUAAUACCAGAUGUGCUGAGAUCAUAGCUUCUUCGAAACAGAGUCUUUAUGAGUUUCAGUGUUACGGGAUUGAAGGGCGCUACGUCAGCAUAGUCAUCCCCAACCGUAUCGAGUACCUCACUCUUUGUGAGGUUGAGGUUUACGGCUCCACACUUGAAUAAAGUUGAUAUUGGCAACAAAUUGUUGUUUUGUGUUACUCACAAAAAUUGUAUCCCUCUGUUUAAUAAAAAGGCUUUAAGUUUUACUUAAAAGUGUGUGUUUUUCAGAUAAUUUCAUUUCUUAUGUGUUCAGUUUCUAAAAUAGGUAGGAUUGACACCUGCAAUCAUAAUGGUAAUGUCAGUAAGUGAAACAUUAAGUAAGUGGCAGUAAGUGAAACAGAAAAGCAAACUUGGUUAUUUUUUCAUAUGCAACCCUGCACUAAUGGCAUGGAUGAUUUUUGCACCACAGUUGGUUUGGCUAUUAAUACAAUUAAUACCAGCAGAUGUCUAAGUGCCAAUGACAAUUAUCAAAAUCAAGAAGUGAGGGCACCACCUGAUCAUCAGGAAAUAAUAGCUAAACAGCUCUUAGUCUCUGUCAGGUAUCUUUUUAAGAAUACCUGCCUGGUGAGGUGUGGCAUUAUAGAACAAUAGACGAAGGAGUGAAUUCAAGCACUGGGGUUCUCGAGCAGCAAGCCCUGCAUACGUGUAUUGAAUAAACACAAAAAAUUUCCCUCCACAAUACAAGAAUUAACAAAAAAACAAAAGGUUUUGGUUAAAAUAGUUCAGUCAAGAAAUUCUUUAACUAGGCUAUUAACAUUCUACUAAACAACUAGGUAAAAAUUUUAAUUAGCAAAAACAAAUAAACAAUGGUAAAAACUGUAAAAAGGAACAAAUAAGAAUAAAACUGACACCAAUAACCAAUAAAAACAAUGCAGUGAUAUAACAGAUCAGUGUAAAGAUGUACAUUUAAGAACCAAGGUUUGUUCUGAGGAAUUUAGAAUGAGGCUAAUUUAGCUUUAAAAGCUAAAAGAACAAGAUUUGCUUGGUGUUCAAACAACCAGAUCACAAUGCAAAGCAGGAGGUAACAUAAAACACUAUUUUAAUGAAAUAAUGUUUCAAAAUUGAUUUGCUGAAUUGGAAAUCAAUAACCUUUGGGACAACUGACUCUUAAUGUUGUGUUAAUUACACAUCACAGUGACUGAUUAAAUGGAGUGAUGGACUACGAAGAUGGCUGAUCAGCUGAUCCCACACAUAAUCACCCGUUCAAACACAUUUCCCCAAAAACACACAUUCCAUAAAACAGCUCAUGUAAUAGUCUAUAUAGAAAAAAGAAAUCGACUCUGACAUAAAUCUUCCUUAUGCAUGAAAAAUAACGUUGAGCCCAAAAUCAGUCUUGGUAUAUACCAAAAAAAGAGAAAAGGAAGUGAAGAAACGUCUUGUUGGGGUGGCGUUUUGGUUUGCUGGUGGUUUCAUUCUCCAGGCCUGGUGCAUACUCCACUGAAGAUGCUCCUGUUAACGAGUCUGCUCGUUGCUCCGUGUGGCGAAGUUCUUGUACUCAUUCUUGCCAUGUCUGAGACAAACUACUUCCUCAUAAAGCCCAAAAUGUGAACAACUUCAUGCAAAUUUUGGAGCUUCAGAGGUCCAGAUAGCAGUAUCACUCCUCUCCACUUCUCCUGCCGUACCCUCCUCACGUGAAAAACCUUGUGCCUUAUUUUAUAAGUUCUGGCUGGGUUGUGUUCCAGAAAAUUAUCAGAGCGACCCAUUUUACACUUGAAAAAAAAAAAUGGAAAUUUCAAUGGAAACGCUACAGUUUCCGUGCGGAGUAGAGCCUGAAAUGUCACUGGUAAAGAGGCACAAGUUCCACAUGUAUCUCUAUGUAAGGAUUUAUGAUUAUUGCUUAUAAAUAUUUAUCAAAAUUAUAAUAAAAAAAGCAUAAUUUAGAAGCGGUAAGUUCUAACCAAAAAUUAUUUCUUACAAAUAGAUAUCAGAGAUACAUUCUGGGGUUGUGAUUAUUAGGCUAACAUCUCUGUCAAGCUCUUCAUGAAAUUGGCCAGCGUAGAGAAGGGAAAUAAACCCGACUGCGAGCUUCUACUUCUCCAAGAGUGCUUCCUUUACGUUGUGACCGGUGGUGGUCCACAUUUAUGGGGUAAGAACGCUAUCAAAAACAAGCUUGAGCUAGCUGGUGACAUCAGAGCUGCAGUGCAUGCUGGGAGGUGUAGUGACAGUUAAUUUACUUCACAAAAUGGACGAUGGCCCAACAUUUGUGUACCACUAAUACAAAUUAAUGUGUGUAUAAGUGCUGGUGGCGUGCUAUGGACGAUCGCAGUGGAACGAGAGCGAGCUUUGUUUGAAUUACUACAGUAGUGACUACUGCCUUAGCAUUAGCAGAGUUUUAGCAUAAGCAGCUGGAAUACUGGAGAUUAAUUUUAGCAGGUGUAUAAGGACUGGGCUAACAUAUUUUAUGCAGGUUAGUGAGACAAGAGGAAAGGAAAACAUCAAUAACUCAGAACAAGCUCAUGUUACCAGACUAAUAGUGCUCAAACCACUCAUUGAGAUAAAGUUGGAAUCAGGGCGGCUCGCUCUAGGCCUACUCCGGACCAACACAGUUUAAGCAUCAAAACAAAGCAAAACACUAUGAAAUAAACAAUCCUUUCUUUGUUUUCCUCCUCUUGGUGGAGGUGGACGCUUUUUCUCUGUCUCCCGCACCCCUCCCAUAUCUGCCCUGCUUCAGCUCUGUGUCUUGUCUUUUUAGGAGCCUCUUUUUGCAUAUCUUCUUGGGUGAGAGUGUGUAAGGGGAGACGCCCUGCAGACAGUUGGUGCCGUAACCCGGAUUUGGCACUAACUAAAGGAUAAUUAAUUGACUACGAGGCAGACAUCGUUCUACACCACAGGGUCGACCCAAAACAAAAGGUAAGGAAAUCUAUCUUUAUUCUCCUUUUGCCUGCUAAUAGUGUAGGUGGUGUUGUGGAAUAGAUACCUGUUUUCUCUUAAAUUUACAGUCUUGAUCAGUUUUGUGUAAAAUAUAUCUGAGUUGCUAAGAUCACUUAUUUAAAUUUCCAGCUACCCCCUGGCCACGGAUUUAACCUUAAACAUGUGAAAAUGGGGCACAAACGCUUUAACUGUUUUACAUCUUCAGCAUCUACUGGCAUUAAAACGUUUUGCACUAAUCCUUUGCAGGUGAGAACCUUGCACAUGAUGGCCAAGCAGCCCAGUCAUCCCUGCUUGGGUUUAGCUUGGCCUUUAAAGCCAUUGAUUGUAAUCAUAGAAACAUCUGGGACCAGGCAUUUUGCUCGCAUACAAAAGACUACAACCCCUGAUGGUGACUUGAUCUGCACACUACCCACAAGUAAUGUUUUCCAUCGAAAUUGUCAACUGAGACAUUCUUCAACGACAACGGUGCAGAAAUCUGCAUCGGAGAUUCUCUUGAAAACGAUAGCAACAAUAAUCCUAGGUAUCAACUGCAAACCCUUCUAGUUUUUCACUGGAUGGCUGAAGCCCCAGCCAUUGCUUCAGCCGUCAGUAGAAACAAGGGAAUC
Molecule: messenger RNA, 4638 nt
Organism: Girardinichthys multiradiatus
Lineage: Eukaryota; Metazoa; Chordata; Actinopteri; Cyprinodontiformes; Goodeidae
Product: fucolectin-5-like
Exons: 6
Coding region: 320-1285 (321 amino acids)
Source: RefSeq, a predicted model, not a curated record